Meyerozyma guilliermondii ATCC 6260 is the source of this 627-nucleotide messenger RNA. RefSeq lists its product as uncharacterized. Gene Ontology annotation, cellular component: mitochondrion. The transcript has a single exon. Bases 1 to 627 code for a protein of 208 amino acids. The record is from RefSeq and is a predicted model, not a curated record. Lineage: Eukaryota; Fungi; Ascomycota; Pichiomycetes; Serinales; Debaryomycetaceae.
AUGUUGAUGCUUACCCCUGUUCGUUUUCGGGUUUUCCUGCCUCGUAUACCAUUGUUGGGCCGUGCCCUGUUGCAUUCCUCUCCAUUAUUGUCACAAAAGUUACCUCCUAAUACUCCUGUCACUCCUCCUUCUGGGUCCAAGAUUCUCGACAAAAUUCCCCGAUUUCUUCAUCCUUGGACAAAACAGUUUGUAAACGCCCCCAUUUCCCACGUCACGUCUUUCUUGAUCCUUCAUGAAAUCACCGCCAUCGUGCCGCUCGUAGGAAUAUGGUAUUUGUUUCACCAUUACAAUUGGAUGAUUCCAAUGGAUUUACCCCAUUGGGCAAUUCAGAAGGGAACCGCUGUAAUUGACAAAUCCAUGGCUCGGUUCGACUUCGGCGACUACUCAUUGCAAGAAAAAGCUCGGUUUAUAAUGGAAGGGGCAUAUUCGUACGUUCUUGUCAAAGCAAUGUUUCCUGUGCGACUUUUCUUCAGCUUGACCAUGAUGCCGUUUUUCGCCAAAUACGUUGUUAUCCCAUCUACUGGCAUAUUCAGACGCUUGUUCAAGAAAAAGCCAACCGCUGCAUCGAGUCCAGUGCCAGCCGAGCCUCAACUUAAACCUAAGAAAGUCAACAAACCUCGGUUGUAG